Molecule: messenger RNA, 588 nt
Organism: Pogona vitticeps (central bearded dragon)
Lineage: Eukaryota; Metazoa; Chordata; Lepidosauria; Squamata; Agamidae
Gene: PRLH
Product: prolactin releasing hormone
Biological process (GO): response to peptide hormone; feeding behavior; G protein-coupled receptor signaling pathway
Molecular function (GO): neuropeptide hormone activity; prolactin-releasing peptide receptor binding
Source: RefSeq, a predicted model, not a curated record
CAGAAAGACAGUGCUACUCUCUCCAGUUCUCCUGUGGGGAAAAAGUUAUCUGCUCAUUUUCCAAAUUGUGAAAAACAAAACAGAAAUUUCAAAACAGACAGAAACUUAAAAGGAAUGAAACUGUUAGUGGCCUGCCUUUUCUGCUUGCUACUGGACUGCCUGGCCAUUCCUGUGGCUGAAUGCCAAAUCCUUGAGCAAUCCAUGGAAAUCAGAAAUCCUGAUAUUGACCCUUCUUGGUACACUGGACGAGGAAUUCGACCUGUGGGACGGUUUGGUAGGAGAAGAGCUGCUGGAGGAAGUGAUCAGAAAUCUGGCCACAUGCAUCGGCAAGCUUGCUUCCCUUUGGAAGACAGCAAUGAAUUAAUUCAAGAUGAAUGAUGCUACCAACAUGAGAAUUUAGAAUUGUGACAAGAAAUAGUAGAAACACAUGCACAAAUGCAUACACAUGUGCAUGCGUGCUCGCUUGCACAUGCACACGUGCGUGCACACACACAUUCUCAUCCUCUACUGAAGUCAAAUAAAAAACAGCUGGAACUUGUUCUAUUUCUUUUACAGCUAAUACUAAAAGAGUAGUGUUUCACUGAAGAA